Messenger RNA from Symbiodinium necroappetens, 297 nucleotides. The record is from the annotation of a GenBank genome assembly. Lineage: Eukaryota; Dinophyceae; Suessiales; Symbiodiniaceae.
AUGCAUGCAUGCAUAUCCACCCAGUUACUUAUACCUGCAAAACUCCUUUUUCCGGCCCUGUCUCCUGGUGAGGACAUCAGCGAGGUCUUCGCCCUGACGGAGAAGAAAAGCGUGACCGUGAAGGAUCCACUGUCCAGGGGGCGUAUGGAGCACAACUUCACCUUCGAUCAUGUUUUUGCUCCGGAAGAUGGUCAAGAAGCAGUGUUCGAUGUGGUCGCAAAGCCGCUGGUGGACAACUUACUGAAUGGAUUUAACAGCUGCUGCUUUGCCUACGGUCAGACUGGCAGCUCGGUGUUA